AAGGGAAACACACGGCGCCUAGAAUGACAUAGAAGCGGCUCAAGCACGAGAGACUGGAGAGACUGGAACUGAGAGAGAACUGCGCUCGCGAGGAUCACGACCACCAUCAUCUGACCAACACAACAGCGGAAAAUGCUCAUUAAAGAAUAUCGAGUGAUCCUACCCAUUUCUGUGGAGGAGUACCAGGUCGGUCAGCUGUACUCAGUAGCAGAGGCCAGCAAGAAUGAGACAGGAGGAGGAGAAGGAGUGGAGGUGCUGAAGAACGAACCGUACGAGAAAGAUGGCGAGAAAGGCCAGUACACACACAAAAUCUACCACCUGCAGAGUAAAGUUCCGUCUUUUGUGCGAAUGCUGGCACCAGCAUCAGCUCUUAACAUCCACGAGAAAGCCUGGAAUGCCUACCCAUACUGCCGCACAGUCAUCACAAACGAGUACAUGAAAGAGAAUUUCCUCAUCAAGAUAGAGACAUGGCAUAAACCUGACAUGGGCCAUCUGGAGAACGUUCAUGGUCUGGAUCCUGACACCUGGAAGAAGGUGGAUGUGGUGUAUAUCGACAUUGCUGACAGAAGUCAGGUAGAACCCAAGGAUUACAAACCAGACGAAGACCCCUCCAAAUUCAAAUCUGUCAAGACUGGCCGAGGGCCCUUGGGACCUGACUGGAAGAAGGAGCUCCCCAAAAAGACAGACUGUCCGCACAUGUGUGCCUACAAACUGGUUACAGUCAAGUUCAAGUGGUGGGGGCUGCAAAACAAAGUGGAGAACUUCAUUCAGAAGCAAGAGAAGCGUUUGUUCACUAAUUUUCACCGGCAGCUCUUCUGCUGGAUUGAUAAUUGGAUCGAACUGAACAUGGAGGACAUUCGCAGGAUGGAGGAGGAGACCAGGAAGGAGCUGGAUGAGAUGAGAGUGAAGGACCCAGUAAAAGGGAUGGUCGCUCUAGAAGACUGAAGACUCAGUGUAUAGAGGAAGUGUGCUGCUCUUUGUGUUGGUGUGUAAACGGAGGUGCCGGCCGCAUUGCCGUAUUGUGAACCUAUAGGCUCCCCUGUUGUCACUCAUUAGAUUAAAACCUUGAACUAUUGAACUAUUCAUCAUAAAUGACUACUUAAUUACUGUUACUGGCCUCCGAAAGAGUUUUUAAACCUGUCCCUCAGCUUUUGUAUUUUAGAUCCCAUUUUAGGGUAAUUCAUGUCUUAUCAUUUAUAACCUCUCUCUCUUUUCAUCUAUCUCUUUCUCAGUUCUCUAUUAGUACUAUGACUGGACACCAGCAUCAUUCUUCAAAUUGGAACAAAAAAAUCUUAUAAACCUUUCCAAACCAUCUUCCGUACGUGUCUAAUACUGCCCAUUCCAAAGGCCUUCCACCUCCAUAAUGGAGCAUGAGGAAGCAAGCCAGUGUAGUAAAUGAUGAAUAGUACAGAUAAUCAUCUAUUCCCAUCACCCCAUCACUAAAAGCGAUACAGGGACAUCACCUGUAGCAACGUGUAGGUCUUUAACCUUGUCCAUUGUUAAAAAAGCUGACAAAUGACGGAAGUUUUAUGAUUAUUUCUAUGUAAAAUCAGAAGAUGUUUCUGUAUAUAUUCCGUAUAUAUAAAAUAUAUAUAUAUAUAUAUAUAUAGAGGGAGGUAUGUUGUGAGAGCUGUGUACACAGGUUUUUUUCAAUGACUAUGGUCGUUCUUUAACGUCUGUUUCGCGGACCAAGCCGACUCUCCUCCGUGUUCUGUUUUGAGCUUGUGAUUGUUGUUAUCGUUAUUAUCUUUUUUCUUUUUCAUUGUUUUUAUGUUUUUCUCAUUUCUGGUACAUCUCCACAUUAAAGUAAAUGAACUGGCAGCUGAUAGUUGGUGUAUGGAGAGGAGUCGGCAGGCUGGAGGUCAACAGUAACUGCUUAGUCAUCCUCUUGUGCUCCAGCUUUUCUGUCUCCGUUGCAUCACGUCCUCCAUGUUUCUGACUAUGUGUUAUCAGGAGUGAUUAAGAGAGAGGGCAGCUCAGAAAAUGAAAUAUAUUGUUAUACAGUACUGUGCAAAAGCCAGAGACUUAAUAAGCCCUUUUGUUUAUUCAAUUUUCCAGUCGAAUCAGCCAGUAUGUACAAGUUAUUCAGUUUUCAUUGUCAGGAAGAGUUACACAAGCCUCCAACACUAAUUAUAAUAUUAAAUCUGUCGGUAUUUAAUUUAUCCACUCUUUGUUUUUGUGCACUCUACUGCCAUUUUAACUCUUAAAACCAGCGAGUAACAGCUGCAUCCUCCCAACAAAAGCUGUUCCCAGAGGAGUCAUUGACAUUUCAUUUCCCUUCAGAGAGAGACUAAGUUGCACAAGUGACUACCCAAACACACCUUAACUGCCUUGCAGGUUUUCUCAAAAUUCUUAUGUGCAUCUAAAACAGCUGAAGGAGACAUAAUAAUAAGAUAAUCCACUUGGAUGAGAAAGGAGAAAGUCAAAGAACAAUAUAUUAAAAAAACAGACGUUUCCAAAAUUGUAGUUCAAAAAAA
Molecule: messenger RNA, 2477 nt
Organism: Colossoma macropomum (tambaqui)
Lineage: Eukaryota; Metazoa; Chordata; Actinopteri; Characiformes; Serrasalmidae
Gene: pitpnab
Product: phosphatidylinositol transfer protein, alpha b
Exons: 11
Coding region: 133-945 (270 amino acids)
Biological process (GO): phospholipid transport
Cellular component (GO): cytoplasm
Molecular function (GO): phosphatidylcholine binding; phosphatidylinositol transfer activity; phosphatidylinositol binding
Source: RefSeq, a predicted model, not a curated record